UAACCAUCGACAGUCAAAAUAUUUUCUUCCGUACAUUUUUUUCUUUCCACUCAUUUCAAGCAAAAAGCAGGCAUCAAAAAAGUAUGAAAAACAGUAUUUGAUUUGAACAAAGAUUGUAAAAAUGAAUUUAUUUCCAUCGAAAAAAACCAUUCACAUGGAAGUACGUGUAAAACCUAGUAUUGGAAGAUUAUCAGAAAUGGAAGCUCCUCUAACGGAGUCAUUAAAGAGAUAUCUUACAUUCGAUCAACUGCCUUUUAAUAAAACAGUAAAAUUUGUCUUUGAAGGUGCCGACUAUGAUAUUUUACAACAUGUUGACUCGGUCUUCAUGGAAAGUGCCAACGAGACGGAUUUCGAUGUUGACAACGUAGUAUUUCACUUGUUCACCCUACAACGUAGGCCCAUGGAAUUGGAAAUAUUUGACUCAGAAGCUGAUGGGGACAGCGAAUCUAUACCGAGCUCUAAUCAUUGGCUUUUACCCUCUCCGCAAUUUGUGGGCUUAUGGGAGAAUUUACUCUUUGAGGCUGGUUUAAAGGAAAGGCUCUUCAAAUUUGCUUUAUCUGCUCUGGCCUUAGCUCAACAUCAGGUGGAUCCUAAUGUGAUAAUUUGCAAUCGUUUGCUACUGUUGCAUGGACCUCCAGGGACUGGUAAAACAAGUCUAUGCAAAGCUCUGGCUCAAAAACUAUCCAUUUAUACACGUACUGCGUUCCAUUGCACUCAUCUUAUUGAGAUAAAUUCUCACUCAUUGUUUUCGAAAUGGUUUUCUGAAAGCGGUAAAUUGGUAAUGCGUUUAUUCGCUAAGAUCCAUGAAAUUAUUCAAGAUUCGCAAAAUCUGGUCUGCGUUCUUAUCGACGAAGUAGAGUCGUUGGCUUAUUCCCGCAAUUGUAUGUCCAGCCAGGAACCUAAAGAUGCCAUGCGAGUCGUUAAUGCCUUGCUAACGCAAUUAGAUAGCAUUAAAGGAAAAGCAAAUGUAUUAGUUCUGGCUACCUCUAACUUAGCAGAGACUAUAGACUUAGCUUUCUUAGAUCGUGCCGACAUUAAACAAUAUAUUGGCUUACCUAACGAAUUCGCUAUAAGAAAGAUUUAUGAAUCGAUGAUAUAUGAAUUAAAACGUGUUGAAAUAUUGGAUGGAGAACAAGGUGGAAUCUUUGAAGAUCAAUUAUUGCACGAAUUAAUUACUUUUAGUCAGGGUAUGAGUGGUCGUUCGCUAAGAAAAUUGCCAUUUUUAGCACUUACAUUCUACGAGGAAGAGGACAACUGUCCUAACCAACGUAAAAUACGCCUAGAGGUAUUUAUUCGCUAUCUAUUGCAAGCAAUGAAAAAGCAAAAAGAAGACCACCAAUUAAUGGAAUUUGACAAAGAAUAGUUCAAUGCGUUUAAUACAUUUUUCGCCUUUAAUAAAUAUGGAACCAAUUAUUGAAUUUCCAAUCCUCUCAUUGAUUAUUUAAUUGUAUGAACGGCCGUUUUGGCGGAAUAUGCUUACGUACAGAUAACGACCAUGAUGACAAUGAAUUACUUGUCUACAGCUUUAAGCAGUUAGUUACGGCGCUUAUAUUGUUUAAAAUAUAUUCAAAUAGAGGUAGUGAUUUUUAUUGAUAAACCUUUGUGCUAAUGGAAAUAGAAGAAAUUAAUUUCGUUGUUUUCUUCAAAAUGCAAAUUAUAACCGUAAUCGUGUCAAUGGCCUUUUAGCGACGCAUCUCAUCACUGGCAGUGUUAUCGAUCAAAUUUGCAAAACGCACCGCACGUGCCGUGCUUUCCAUUAGCUGUUUGAUGCAUUUUGCGGAUUCCGCAUUUUUGAAACAUGUGUAAGAUAGCUUUAUACGAGGUUAAGAAAUAAAUAAAUAAUUGCUAACUUGAAAUUCUUAACAUUAGUAUUAGGCGCUAAUUUGUUUUUGUAAUGUGGAAGCCACGUUAUCAGGCCAAGAAAGCCUUACGUUGGUUCAUUGCAUUAGGAUAAUCGAUUAUGACGUAAAAACUGACCAGAUUACAACAUAAGCAACCGUUCUAUAUAAAACUGUUUAAGCAUAAAUUGAUACGAUUUUUCCGUAUAACCUACGUUUGAAGAUUUCUUCAAUAGAUGCAAAUGGAUUUGCGUUUAGAGUGUUAUAAACCCCGGGAUUGCAAUUGCCUGGCUAAAAUAAAUAGAACAGAAUAUUUGUUACAAACAACAACAAACAUGGUAGCUAGAUUUCCGCAGAUUUUGUGGUUCAAUUACUAUUAAUGAACGGUCACGAUUACUUGUCAUUAAAACAUUGAAUAAACGACAGGUAGUAAAUACAAAACUAUGUUUAUAUUGACAUUAUUGCAGACUACACAAGUGAAGGUAUAAGGAAAGGUAAUUUACUUUUAUUUAUUAAAAUUGUUCUUAAGCAGGUCGAAUACGGAGAAUGCCUAUGAAAACAGUUAGUUCAUAAAUUUGAAUCUAUAUUCACAUAUAGGUAACAAAACGUGACUUUCCAAACAGUAC
Messenger RNA from Glossina fuscipes, 2464 nucleotides. RefSeq names its product pachytene checkpoint protein 2 homolog (gene pch2). Gene Ontology annotation, molecular function: ATP hydrolysis activity; ATP binding. The record is from RefSeq and is a predicted model, not a curated record. Lineage: Eukaryota; Metazoa; Arthropoda; Insecta; Diptera; Glossinidae. The coding region runs from base 122 to 1363 and encodes 413 amino acids. Gene Ontology annotation, biological process: meiotic recombination checkpoint signaling; reciprocal meiotic recombination. The transcript has 3 exons. Gene Ontology annotation, cellular component: chromosome; nucleus.